Molecule: messenger RNA, 588 nt
Organism: Eutrema salsugineum
Lineage: Eukaryota; Viridiplantae; Streptophyta; Magnoliopsida; Brassicales; Brassicaceae
Exons: 1
Coding region: 1-588 (195 amino acids)
Biological process (GO): nucleobase-containing compound metabolic process
Cellular component (GO): cytoplasm; nucleus
Molecular function (GO): nucleic acid binding; 3'-5' exonuclease activity
Source: RefSeq, a predicted model, not a curated record
AUGGCUAAGAGUAUCCCAAAGCGCUUCAAAUUCUUCGGAAGAGUCUUGGUCAUCACGGUCACUUCACAAGCCUCAGUGAUCAACCAAUGGAUCCGCACCGUCCGCUACUUCAAACGUCGUCACCCUCUCGUCGUCGGAGUUGGCGUACAGUGGACUCCGGUUCGCUUCGAACCGGAUCCUCUACCGGAUGUCCUCCACUUAUGCGUAGGUAACCGUUGUCUCAUCAUACAGUUGAAUCACUGUAAACGCCUCCCCGACGUACUACGAAGUUUCCUCGCAGACCGCGAGAUCACUUUCGUAGGCGUUUGGAACAGCCAAGACAAGGGAAAGCUCGCGAGGUGCAGCCAUCGGCUGGAGAUCUGGAGGCUACUUGACGUUAGGCUGUAUUUAGCUGCGAGCCUCAAGAACUGUUCGUUUGAGAAGAUUGUGGAGGAGUGUUUCGGUUACGAAGGAGUUAGGUUAGAUAAAGAGAUAAGUACGAGUGAUUGGGGCGUUUGUGUCCUUUCUAAUGAUCAGAUACUUCAGGCGGCAAAAGAUUCCUUUUUUUGCUUCAAGCUCGGUGUGAAGCAAUGUCUCUGGCAAGUGUGA